AUGGUUUACUACUUGUCACUCGUUCAUCUUGGUGCAUUGGAAGGUCUACGUCGUUUUUUCUUUUGUAAAUGGGAAACAUUUCUACUCUUUUUCAUCAUUUACUACUUUACGGGUCUGGGUAUUACCAUGGGUGCACAUCGUCUAUGGGCACAUCGUAGCUAUAAAGCACAUGGCAUUGUACGAUUCUUUCUCAUGCUAUGUAAUGGCAUGGCUAAUCAAGGCACGAUCUUUCAUUGGAGCCGUGAUCAUCGUGUACACCACAAAUACUCGGAUACAGUCGCUGACCCGCAUAACUCUGGUCGUGGCUUUUUCUUUGCACACAUGGGUUGGUUGUUGGUCAAGAAGGAUCGACGUGUGCAUGAAGCUGGCACGAAACUCAAUUACGACGACCUCUGGGCUGACUGGACCGUUGUCAUGCAAGAAAAGCUCAAUCCAUGGGGAAACCUUUUCAUGUGUUUUGUUUUCCCUACGAUCCUUGGUGUACAGGUCGUUGGAGAAGACUGGAAGAACGCACUCUUUGUCCUUGGUUUCCUCCGAUACGUGUUGGUGCUGCACGCAACGUGGCUUGUCAACAGUGCUGCUCAUUUUUUUGGAUACCAUCCUUAUGAGGACACGCCACCGUGUGAAAAUUGGUUUGUCUCGAUCUGGUCCAUCGGUGAAGGCUGGCACAACUGGCACCACAAGUUUCCAUAUGACUACGCCACAAGUGAAUAUGGAGUGACAUCGCAAUUCAAUCCCACCAAGCUCGCGAUCGACUUGAUGGCACUGCUUGGUCUUGUCUCGGACCGCAAGCGUGCGACUGACAUUUGGGGGAAGAUCAAGGAAUCCAAGGAAAAGGGAGCCAAGUUUCAAGACCCGAACGGUGACGACCCGUCCCAAGCGUUCUCAGAACUCAAGGCCAAGGCCAACUAA
This is a messenger RNA of Peronospora belbahrii, 912 nucleotides long. NCBI's taxonomy places the organism in Eukaryota, Oomycota, Peronosporomycetes, Peronosporales, Peronosporaceae. The record is from the annotation of a GenBank genome assembly.